Molecule: messenger RNA, 955 nt
Organism: Hypomesus transpacificus
Lineage: Eukaryota; Metazoa; Chordata; Actinopteri; Osmeriformes; Osmeridae
Exons: 4
Coding region: 1-783 (260 amino acids)
Biological process (GO): response to bacterium
Source: RefSeq, a predicted model, not a curated record
AUGUUGGUGUUGUUGUUGUUUACAGGUGAGUGUGUUCUUGAUUUGACGGAAACAUGUGUCAAAGACCUGCUUCUCUGUCAGUCAGUGUCAGACCUGGAGAUGGACAGGCUGUGUCUGUGUGUCGCUCUGACUGCACUCUUCUGUGCUGCUUCCUGUGGAGAGACAGGGGUCUCUGGAGCCGAGGUGGAGCAGAGAGUCAGACCAGGUGACAAAGUUACUCUCCACUGUGACUGCAGAGUAUCAUCUGGGGUGCACGUAGUGUGGUACAGGAACUGCUCUCAUAGGAACCAGCCUACUCUGGUCAUGUCCGAAUAUAAUAACAACAAAAACAACAUGUUCCUUCAAUAUGACCAACUUCUUAACCCCUUCCCUGGUUUUACUCUGGUGUGGAACAAGUCCAACAACACCUAUGAUCUCCUGAUUGAGAACGUGACUGAGUCUGACCUGGGACUCUACUAUUGUGGGACUGUGGCGUUGAAGGUGGUGGAAACACCACCAGACAAGAUAAAAGAGGAGAAGCUCUAUCUUUAUGGAGAUAUAACCAUCAGUCUUUCAUUUGCGGAGCCCCCAGACCCUGUCUGCCCGGUGUGUCCAGACCCUGAUGGGGACUGUGGUCUGAGCUGGGUCCUGGUGCUGCUGUCCAGAGCUCUGACUGCCCUCCUCCUCCCAUGUGCCUACUGGGUCGGAUACAUGCAAGCAGGAUCAUGGAGGAGGAGGAGGGAGGAAGUCUGGAAGAGGAGUAGAGACCAGACUGACCAGUCAUUCUCCAUGUCUCUCCAAUGAUCUCUCCAACUGUGUGGUCACCACGACAACCACGACGAGACUGUGACAUGGUUUACUGUUUUUUUUGGGGGGAAGUGUCUAACUUGGAAUGUCGCUUAAUCCUUUUUGUUGCAAAAUGUCUUUUUGUGUAGAGGAUGCAUUUUGUUAUCAUGCUUUUGUGCUUUGUAAUAAA